Messenger RNA from Saccharomyces kudriavzevii IFO 1802, 804 nucleotides. It is a transcript of the gene MMS21, whose product is annotated as SUMO ligase MMS21. Gene Ontology annotation, cellular component: Smc5-Smc6 complex; nucleus. The coding region runs from base 1 to 804 and encodes 267 amino acids. Gene Ontology annotation, molecular function: SUMO ligase activity; zinc ion binding. NCBI's taxonomy places the organism in Eukaryota, Fungi, Ascomycota, Saccharomycetes, Saccharomycetales, Saccharomycetaceae. Gene Ontology annotation, biological process: protein sumoylation; double-strand break repair via homologous recombination. The transcript has a single exon. The record is from RefSeq and is a predicted model, not a curated record.
AUGGCCCAAGACAAUAGCCCUGUACCCAAGUCGGUGCCCUUGCAUCAACAAGCAGGUAAAUACUUCCAUACUUUACACACUCAGGACUUAUCUAAUCUAUAUCAACAAUGCUACAAACAAUUUGACGAAACCAUAAAUCAAUUAGUCGAUUCUGCAUCGCCCUCCAUUGCCGACAUUGGCGAACAGAUAGCAAAUAUCACAAGUACAUAUAAGCUUCUCUCGACGAAUGAAUUGGAGUCCAACUCGUUCCAGAGUGGUAUUAAGGAUUUGAAGAAAAAUUUCAAGCAACAAUCAGACGCCUGUCCACAAAUCGACCUCUCCACCUGGGAUAAAUACCGUACCGGUGAGCUCACCGCUCCCAAACUAUCUGAGCUCUAUCUGAACAUGCCUGGACCUGCGCCCACUGCUAUAGUGAACAACACAGAUACACUCAAGAUACUAAAAGUAUUGCCGUAUAUUUGGGACGAUCCGACCUGCGUGAUACCGGAUUUACAAAACCCCACAGGCGAAGAUGAUCUACAAAUAGAAGGUGGUAAAAUUGAAUUAACCUGUCCCAUAACUUGUAAGCCAUACGAAACACCACUGAUAUCAAAAAAAUGCAGCCACGUUUUCGAUAAGAAUGGUAUUCAAAACUAUUUACAGGGAUACACGACAAGAGACUGUCCGCAAGCCGCGUGUUCUCAGGUCGUUUCCAUAAGAGAUUUUGUUAGGGACCCCAUCAUGGAAUUGAGGUGUAAGAUUGCUAGAAUCAAAGAGUCUCAAGAACAAGAUAUGAGAAAUAAUCAAGCCAUCGAUGUUCUAUGA